Molecule: messenger RNA, 609 nt
Organism: Sclerotinia sclerotiorum 1980 UF-70
Lineage: Eukaryota; Fungi; Ascomycota; Leotiomycetes; Helotiales; Sclerotiniaceae
Exons: 2
Coding region: 1-609 (202 amino acids)
Source: RefSeq, a predicted model, not a curated record
AUGUCAAGUGUCGGUAAAAAGGUCAACGACCCACAUUCUAUCAUCAAGGAACCAGCAGGUGCAGUAGCAUCAGACUCUCUCGCGGCAGAGUCUACCAGAUCUGGUGGAGGCUUCGCGGAAAACCGCCAUGGCGAACCAUUAGGUGUCAAAGGCUCGAAUUCCACAUUCGCAAAUACCAACACAUCAGGAGCCAAAUCUCUUGAUCCUGCUCCUGAUGCCGAAGCCCGAAUGGCGGAGGAAGAUUGGCAGGAAGAGAAAAAGCUCGCAGCAUCUGGAUCAUCUGGAUCAUAUCAGAAAGAUGCGGGUGAUCCUACUGCGCAAAAUGAUACAAGCAAUGCGGAAACCGCACCGACUUAUGUUCUCAGUGAAUACCAGUCUGGUGGCAAACCAAAAGGAAAGAAUUUGACAGAGGAUGGAUUUGAGAGUAACGAUGCAAAGAAUGCUAGUUUUGAUACGGAUAUUGGAGGAAAGAAUGACCCCAGUCGUGUUGCGGAACAGAAGAUACAGAGGGAAAAUGCUCAAUCGGCAUACGACAGUGGCUAUCCUAGAGAUAAGGGAGAGCCAGGAGGAACUCCAUAUGAUGUUUUGAGUGGUGAUACUGCAGCUUGA